This is a messenger RNA of Ambispora gerdemannii, 1053 nucleotides long. NCBI's taxonomy places the organism in Eukaryota, Fungi, Glomeromycota, Glomeromycetes, Archaeosporales, Ambisporaceae. The record is from the annotation of a GenBank genome assembly.
AUGAAUAAAAGUCGAAGAGGUAUUUCGUUAUUUUUGCGUACAAGAUUAUUUUCGACAAAUCCCGUUUCAAAUUUAAAGGUCGUCGAUGGUUUCAUAGGCGCAAUUGGUAAUACGCCAUUAAUUCGUCUAAAUAAUGCCAGCCGAGAAACGGGGACCGAAAUAUUCGCAAAAGCGGAGUUUAUGAAUCCCGGCGGAUCAGUUAAAGAUAGAGCAGCUUUAUAUGUAGUUAAAGAUGCAGAAGAAAGAGGUCUACUGAAACCUGGAGGGACUGUCGUUGAAGGGACAGCAGGAAAUACUGGAAUUGGCUUAGCACACGUAUGCAGAGCAAAAGGAUACAAAUGCGUGAUUUAUAUGCCAGAUACUCAAAGUCAAGAAAAGAUUAACUUAUUGCGAAUGUUAGGUGCUGAGGUAUAUCCAGUUCCAGCAGUUGCAUACGAAAAUCCUGAUAAUUAUAAUCAUCAAGCAGCUAGACAUGCCCAAAAUACACCAAAUGCUGUUUGGACAUAUCAAUUCGAUAAUAUCGCGAAUCGCCGUGCACACUAUGAAACCACGGGUCCAGAAAUUUGGGAUCAAACAAAUGGUGAGGUAGAUGGGUUCACAUGUUCUACUGGAACAGGAGGAACACUGGCAGGCGUCACGCGAUUCUUGAAAGAAAAAAAUCCGAAAAUAAAAUCAUUCUUGGCCGAUCCACCUGGCUCUGUAUUAUUUAGUUAUUUCAAAAGUGGCGGAAAAUUAAUCGAGAGAACCGGCAGCUCUAUUACUGAAGGAAUUGGCCAGGGCCGAAUCACUUCUAAUCUACAGCCUGAUGUCGAUAUAAUAGAUGAUGCACUUCAAGUUCCGGAUGAAAAAUCAAUUGAAAUGGUUUAUCGAUUAUUAGACGAAGAAGGCCUUUAUAUGGGGGCUUCUACUGCAUUGAACGUUGUUGCUGCCGUUGAGAUGGCAAAGAUACUGGGUCCAGAUGGUCUUAAUGAUGAAAAUUGGAUAUGUUUGAAUUUGGUUGUUAAACGGGUCCCUAUAGGGCCAGAUACUGAUUGUCGAACGCUGUGUUCCUGA